Messenger RNA from Chelonia mydas (Green sea turtle), 3305 nucleotides. Its product is annotated as hyaluronidase-4. Gene Ontology annotation, biological process: carbohydrate metabolic process; hyaluronan catabolic process. Lineage: Eukaryota; Metazoa; Chordata; Testudines; Cheloniidae. Gene Ontology annotation, molecular function: hyalurononglucosaminidase activity. The record is from RefSeq and is a predicted model, not a curated record. The transcript has 4 exons. The coding region runs from base 364 to 1758 and encodes 464 amino acids.
CAGGACAGUUUCUCCCUCCCCUGCCCCCUAACCACCCUCCCUGCAGGGAUAAUCUUAGGGAAGGCUCAUAGGAAAAGGCAGGAGAGGAGCAGCCCCUGGUGCAAACAUUGGGGGGACGGGGGAAGAGCUGAUGGAUGGGGUGGCAGAGGUAUUAAAAUAAAGGCUACCCCUAAUAGAAUAUGAACUUGCUGCCCCUGCAGAACAAGGCAGAGGCUUCAACCACAGGGCUGCACAAACUGUGCUAACAAGGCUUAAAUUAGAUACAGCGGAGUGGAGCAAACUGCCGUGAGGCCCAGCUUGGGCAGGUUCCUGGCAUGGAGCUCACCGGCCUUCAGGCUACAUAGGUGCCCCGUGCACCGCACCAUGUUGCUGCUGCUGCUCCUGUGCCCCGAGCUGCCCAGGGGUCAUAACCUAAAGCCAUCCUUGCCCCCCAUUGUGCCAGACCGGCCCUUUCUGGUGGCCUGGAAUGCGCCAACGGCUCGGUGCUGGACUUCCUAUGAGGUGCCCCUCAGCGUGGCCUCCUUCAGCCUCCUGGUGAACGCGCAGGAAGACUUCACAGGCGGCAACGUCACCAUCUUCUACUAUGACCAGCUGGGUCUGUACCCCUACUACCUGAACACCACCACGCCACCCGUGGCCGUCAAUGGCGGCUGUCCCCAGAACGCCAGCCUGCUGGACCACCUGGACAAGAUGGCCAGCGACAUCGCCGCCACCAUGCCCUCGGCCUCCUUCGCUGGCCUGUCCGUGAUCGACUGGGAGAACUGGAGGCCCCAGUGGAUCCGGAACUGGGACAAGAAGAACGUCUACCGGGCCAUGUCCGCCCAUCUGGUGAGGCAAAGGAACCCACGCUGGCCCGACGAGCAGGUGGAGCUGGAGGCUAAGUGGGAGUUCGAGACGGCUGCGGCCAGGUUCAUGGUGGAGACCCUCAAGCUGGCGCAGUUGCUGCGCCCCGGCGGCUGGUGGGGCUACUACCUCUUCCCUGAAUGCUACAACUACCACUACUGGGAUGACUUUGAGAACUUCACUGGGGGCUGCCCCCAGGUGGAGGUGCAGCGCAACAACAAGCUGCUGUGGCUGUGGGAGCAGAGCAAGGCGCUCUACCCCUCCAUCUACAUGGAGGAGGUACUGAGAGCCUCCCCGCAGGGCAAGAAGUUUGUGCAGGCCAAGCUAAGUGAAGCUCUACGUGUGGCUCAGCUGCCCUCUGCCAAUCACUCCCUGCCUGUCUUCGCGUACGCCCGGCCCUUCUACAGCUAUACCCUGAAGGAGCUAACCCAGACAGACCUGGUGUACACGAUCGGGCAGGCAGCAGCCAUGGGGGCUCACGGGAUUGUCCUCUGGGGAGGUGUGGAAUAUUCUCGCAACCAGCCCAACUGUGUAAAGAUCCAGAAAUACCUGACUGGCACCUUAGGCCCUUACAUCAUCAAUGUGACCACGGCAACCAAACUCUGCAGCCAGUUUGUCUGCAACAACCAUGGCCGCUGCCUUCGCAGGAAGAUGGAUUCGGACAGCUACCUGCACCUGGACGCGAGCUCCUUCCAGAUCCGAGUGGACACAGCCACCCACGGACCGCACGUGUCCGUGAAAGGAGCCCUCACCACCCAACAGAGGGACAGGAUGAAACAAGAGUUCACAUGUCACUGCUACCAGGGCUGGAGUGGGGAACACUGCCAUUCCCGGGGGCAGAGCAACCGGCUCUGGGCAUGGGACCUGUGCAUCCCUAUGGUGGUGAUGUCUGCAAUAUGGACGUGGGGCAUGUGACCCACUUUUGCAACAAAUUAUUUUCCAUGUGAAUUUGUGAAGCCUGUGAUGUGACGUGAACCCCGGAAAAAGGAAUGACAAGGAAGGAGGAAAAACAGCAGCAGGUUCUGUGCAUUGGCAAGAGAUCUGGAAAGUUUCCAGACAUUUGUGAAUCCCACCAGCUCCCAUGAUCCCUCCUUCCCCAAAGGGGGUGACACAGUGUGGAUUUUUCCCAGCAUUCUUCGCAAUAUUUGUAGGGUGCUAUCACAUUCCUCACUUAGUUCAGUGACUUUCUACCAGCACAGAAGCAGCUUUAAAAAUAUUUAUGGUGCAAAUUUUCCUGAAUCACAGCCAGACAAAGAACAGUUUUCUAUUGCUCCUUUUUAAAAUAUCACGCUGGUCAGGAUUAGCUGUUUACAAUAGAGUUACCAGUGGCCACACUCUUGCCUCUUCAAGAACCAUAAACAUAUUUAAAUACAUUCCUAUUUAUAUGCAGAGUGGACUUAUCCUACUCAGAUUGUUUUUAGGUGCCUUCCCAAUGUGACUGGUGCUAUUAACUCCUGGAUGUGUGUGUGGUGUAGCACUCCCUCUCUUUAAGAGUGUGGGCUGAUUUUUUUUAAAUUAAAUAUUUUCCAUGUGAAUACCACAUUUGUGGCGUACAAGCCUGGCCCCUGACUGCUCCACCUAGCCUGGAAGUGCAAGCUGCCCCAGGAAUGAUCUCCAGCCUAGCUUGGAGCAAUCCCCUUGGAGAUGGGCAGCGAAGCUGCUAACUGAAGAGGACUCCUGUCCACUAGGAAGCGCCAUGAGACUAGGGAGGAGACUUUUCAAGGGCAGUCAGCCACCCAACUCCCUUUGAAUUUACCUCCCUUAGGCACCUUUAAACAGCCCAGCCUAAACUCUCUUCCCACAGGAUACCUCCCCCUGAGCAAAGGCUGAAGUGGUUUGAGUCGUGGGAAUUCUUUACUCACCUAACCAGGAGAUUGCCUCUGACUCCAUUUUAGGUAGUCCCGCAUCAGAAGACGCUUAGGCCAUGUCUACGUUACUAAGUUCUGUAGGCUUAACUACGUCAGUCUGGGGUAUGAAAAAACCACUCCCCCCAGUCGACGUAGCUAUGCCAGUAAAACCCUCAGCCUGGACACAGCUACGCCACAGCAGAGAGCUGCUGCUGUUAUAGCUAAUGUCCUUCGGAGAGGUGGUGUUCUGACACUGGCAGAAAACCCCCUUCUCUUGCCAUCCAUUACAGCCACACGAGGGGCUCCUUUAGUAUAGCUAUGCCAGUAAAGCAUUUCCAGCAUAGACAAGGCCUCAGUUGCCCCCUGCCCCCAAACAAUAGCACUGCAAGACUUCCUUUCCCGUUGCAGACUGCCCCGGAGCUAUAUCACCCCUACGGAGAGUCAAUGAAAACAUUCCACAUAGUUAGCUACAGCUGACACAUUUACACCUUCUAUCACUCCAUGGCAUCAGGGUAUGCUCAACAUGGGCCAGUCCAGGAGACAUUAGGAAGCAUGAAGGGGGUCAGGGCAGAAGAUAUGAGAUCUCAGUUGCUCACCCAUGAGAUUGAGGCAUUU